AUGACUCGUUAUUCUGUAAUACUGUUGGCAUUUUUGUGCGCCCUUGCAGCAGCCUCGCCUGUCUUCCCAGCUUUUUUCAGUUUUCCAGGCACCAAGUCUGGAAACAAGCCUAUUUCAGGCGAUUCUCCAUUGCAGCAGUGUGAUACCGACGAAAAGCAGGUUUUGGACAUAAAAUUGGUCAAUUUGUUGCCCAAUCCUCCAGUGCGCGGUGAAAACGUCACAAUUUCUGCCGCAGGGUACGUGAAAGAGACGAUCGAAAAGGGAGCGUACGUGGACGUUGAGGUGCGUCUUGGAUAUAUCAAGCUGCUGUCACAAACAUACGAUUUGUGUGAAGAGCUCGAAAAUAACGAUGUGGGUGGUCUCAAGUGUCCUAUCAAGGCUGGCGAUUACAUGAUUGAAAAAACCGUCGAAAUCCCACAAGAAGUACCCCCUGGAAAAUACACGGUUUUGGCUAGGGCCUACACAGAAGACGACGACGAGAUUACCUGUCUCAGCGGUGAUAUCUAUUUCCCGGCUUAUUAG
This is a messenger RNA of Lachancea sp. 'fantastica', 522 nucleotides long. The record is from the annotation of a GenBank genome assembly. Lineage: Eukaryota; Fungi; Ascomycota; Saccharomycetes; Saccharomycetales; Saccharomycetaceae.